UUUUUUUUUUUUAAUACUCCGCAACGUACCGGCCACUGUCAUAUAAUGCUGCGUGUGGUUCAUCUUGGUGUAGAGGAGGCAGUAACAACAUUUAUGCAUAGUUGAAUUUUUAUGUGAUGAUUCAAAAUCUGUCUGAUGUUCUGGUGUAGUUUUACUUCAGUUGCGUACAGGAGGAGGUAAAAUGAUUACUAGGUUUCACCCGUACCAUGGUGGCAAUAUUGUUUUAUUCGAUGACAACACCGUGGCCUAUCGCAAAGCAAGUUUUGCCAAUGCACUUGCCUUUAGUGAAAAGCCUCUUCUACCUGGGGAAAUCUUCCUUUUAGAGAUAGAGAAGAACGAACGCGGCUGGAGUGGUCAUAUGCGACUAGGGCUUACUCAGCUUGAUCCACAGACUGCUGCUGCUGCUGUGGGUGGUCUGCCGCAGUAUGCGCUGCCUGAUUUAGCCAACAUGGGAACUUCUUGGAUUUUUGCUAUUACUAAGUCUCAUAAUAGUAUUUAUGAGUACAGCGUAAUGCCAGACGGCUCCAUGCCGAGUUAUGAAAGACAUAAUGUGCUGGGUGAUGAACAUAGUAUACGAACGUCAAGAGGUUGCAUUCCUCGCAGCUUAUUUCGUUCUUCACCACCAAGUGCUGACCACCAGGUAUUGCCCACAGAUGUUGGAAGCAGAAUUGGUGUCGUUUAUGUGCCUACACAAGGACUAGGAAGAGAGAGUAAUUAUGCUGAAAUGCAUUUCAUCAUUAAUGGAGAAGAUCAAGGGCCAUGCACAAUAGACAUACCAUACAAAGAAGGACCCUUACAUGCUGUUAUCGAUGUUUAUGGCACAACAAAGCAAGUUAGGAUUGUACAGUUAUAUGGAGUGUCUACACUGCAGAAUGCAUGUCGCGAUGCCAUAUUACAGUACAUCAAGAAGGCAUCAGUGGCAUCUUUACCACUACCAAAGACACUAAAGGAAUAUUUGUUGUAUAAGUCAUGAUAAAAGGAAUAUGCAAGUAUGAAUUGUAUCUGAGAGGGAGACUGAUGUUUUACAUAUAGUGGAUGAUAGUCAGAAGCAGAUUUUCUUGUGCAUCUAUCCAUUACUUGUGUAAUAAUAUCCACUCUUGAUGUGAAGUGAUAGUCAUUUUUAUUUAAGAAAAUGAGGUCACUGAGUAAUGAAAUAAAGUCACUCAUGAUUCAUUUCUCAAAAGUAGCAACCGUAUUGCAUUUUGAACUGUGUGAACCAUCAUGAUGCUGGUAUAUUGGUAAAGGCAUUGUGAGGAUGUAAAGUAACGCUUACACUUAAUGAGUCUGCAGUUACAAGUAAAUACGCUUACAUAAUCAUAGUGAACUGUAAAUUCAAAACUCACUCUGAAUAUCAUAUAUUGACACACAGGACUUCUCACAUGGAAGUCUGAGGUCUGUAUUGUUGAAGCGAUACGAAAGGAAGUUCUUUUGCCAGGCAAUAUUUUGUUCCAGAUAUGUCCAUCUGUCAUGUAAAUUCAGAAUAUGUGGUUAAGGAACAAAUUGCUGGUAACAGGUAGAUUAGUUACAUGAGAGCAUCUUCAUUUAAAUAAUGGAGACUGGAUAUGUUACUAAUCAUCCACUGCCGCUUGGUGACAGACACAUUCUACCAAAAUACAUUUCAAAUAGUACUGUAUAAUUGAAGAUAAUAUUUUGCCUCAACACCAUCACCUAAGUGCUGUUAUAGCACUGUGGAACCACUAAGUUUGUUAAAAACUGAGUUUAAAUAGACAUAAUAAACUUCCUUAUUAACAGUAA
Messenger RNA from Schistocerca nitens (vagrant locust), 1755 nucleotides. RefSeq names its product neuralized-like protein 2. Lineage: Eukaryota; Metazoa; Arthropoda; Insecta; Orthoptera; Acrididae. Gene Ontology annotation, molecular function: ubiquitin protein ligase activity. The record is from RefSeq and is a predicted model, not a curated record. The transcript has 2 exons. The coding region runs from base 182 to 973 and encodes 263 amino acids. Gene Ontology annotation, biological process: intracellular signal transduction.